UUUUUUUGUUAAAUUUGUUUUGUUCUGCAAACUUGGAAGCUGCUUUUCUCCUUUAAACCUUUGUGGCGCAGUACCUGCCAUUCAGCAAAGUUGGUGAGAUCAAAAACACACUUUACAAAAUGACCUGCUGGUGAUAUGGUGUCCAGGUAACCGGCUCCUUUUUGUGUGCCUAAAAACGUUUGCAUUUUUACAAAAGAAACCGAAGGAUUUUCUCGAUCUUUAAUACCUGGCGGGACCGGACGCGGACUGGGAAGGCCGGGUUUGAAAACUUAAAAAACAAACUUUUUUUUUUUCUUUUCUUUUUUUUCUGCAAAGUGACUUCACAAAAACUGUUUGUCUAGUUGCGUGCGACCUAAUGAGACAUUUUUUGGGGAGAAAAAAAAAAGUUGCGAUUCCUUUUUGGGUUCUGCAGUGGAAGCAAGCAACAGAUAUUCCUCGAUGUCUCUGCUGGUGCAGCCUUCUGUAUUGUCGCUGGUGCCUCACCACCCUGCAAUUAGUGACUAGACUGUGAACCUAAACGAGAAGAGGACACUCAGACUGCACAUCGUCUGAUGGGCAAACCGGAACCCUAAACACCAUGUUAAUGGCAAUUCGAUGGUUGAACCUUUCCCGCAAGGAACGCAGAUGGCAAUAUUCGGGAUGGGCUGUUUCUGGGGAGCAGAAAAGAAGUUCUGGAGACAGAAGGGCGUCUACUCCACUCAGGUCGGCUAUGCCGGUGGACAUACGCCCAAUCCCAGCUAUCAGGAAGUCUGCUCAGGGAGAACAGGUCAUGUGGAAGUAGUUCGCGUCGUCUACCAGCCAGAAAACAUCAGCUUUGAGAAAUUACUGAAGGUCUUCUGGGAGAAUCAUGACCCAACACAAGGGAUGCGUCAGGGUAAUGACGCCGGCACCAUGUACCGCUCAGCCAUCUAUACGUACACCACAGAACAGAUGGACACUGCCCUAAAGACCAAAGAAGAUUACCAGAAGGAGCUGACUGCGAAAGGAUAUGGAAAUAUUACCACGGAAAUCCGCCCGGCAGAACACUUUUACUACGCAGAAGAUUAUCACCAGCAGUAUCUGAGCAAGACACCCAACGGUUACUGUGGACUGGGCGGCACCGGGGUCACCUGCCCAAUUGGCCUCAAGUAGAUAGUUACUAGGGUUACCAGAAUGCUUCAUACUCAGCUGAUGACUCGGAUCCUUCUAAAACGGCCAUCUAUAGUGCAGGUUUUCUCAAUUACUCCCAUAUAGACACAUCAUACAGUAAUCACCUUCUUUCCUUCCACGCUUCAAAUAUAUCAGCCGCUUCUCUGCACCAAACUCUUCUCAUAAGCUAAUGAGUUUAUAGCACCCCAUCUUAUUAGAAUAUAGCCUCUAGUGUUAGUCGUCUGACCGCACAAUGCCAGCUGAUGCCUCCUAACCAUAGCUGCGGCCAAAAACCGUGACAGGCGAAAGAGCCUGGUUUGCCUACGAUAGUGCAUUGAGGCUGGAAACAGACUGCACAAUGGUGGUUUCGUAAACAGUCUGAUAUCACUGCUCCGGCCAAAAGACAACUUUAAACUCUGCCCCUCAAAAUCCAAUUAGAUGUGAACAAAUCGGGGUAUAAAUUAUGUUCUCCUGAGGGUGUGAGUGGUUGACCAAGAGCCCUUGAGAUGGUCAUUUCCCCCAUCACAAAACGCGCCUGAUCUGGUAGCAUAGCAGUAAUGUGGAACACCCACAUUUGUAGCUAGCUCAACACAGACAAAUAAACUGUGAGGGUCAUUUACUAAUAUUUAGGCAUAACUUAGCACUAAACCAUAGCACUCAAUCAUGAGUUAGUUUUUAUCUGUCUAGUACAUGUUAAACCGGUGGUGGGACAAGACCAGGCCUGGGGGGCCUUCCCCUGCACAUGCAGCUCUAGUCUACCAAUGGGACUUAUUCUCUGCUUUAUGUUAUAAAGGGGUCUAUUCAUAACGCAGUGAAAAGAGCGGAAAAGGGAGCCAGUGCAGAAGUUGCCCAUGGCAACCAAUCAGCAUUGCAGUAACAUUUAGCAAGUGCAUUCUAUAAAAUUAUAUGCAGCCGCUGAUUGGUUGCCGUGGGAAAUUUCUCCACUGGCUAAAAUCUGUACUCUUUUCACUAGAGAUGAGCGGGUUCGUUUUUACUCGGAUUUACUCGGUUCUCAAAACGGCACCUUAUUGGCUCACGGAUGUCAUGUGUUUUGGAUAGCCAAUAAGAAAAAUCCAGAUAAAACCGAUCUGGCGUUAAUUCUGGCGUUACAUCCGAACCCGCUUAUCUCUACUUUUCAAUAGACCCCAAAGAGAGUAAGACUGAACAGGGGCAGCCGGCUUCCAUAUUAUCUGGCCCUCUCUGCCCACUGCACGGAUGUCAUUCACCACAUCUAAUGGUAGGAGGAGGUGCACAUGCUCCCUUCCCUUCCCGCUGGGCACAUUAGCUAGUGAUUUGGGGGCUUGUGGAGAGAUCUGAGUGACAUUUCGGGCCAGUUCAUAGCAAGUGGUGCUCUGACCACAAAAGGGGACGUUGCUGGCGUAUAGGAGCAUUGUGGAGCAAGUAAGAGGCCUGAGGGGCAUGUGGUAGAAUUUUGGAGCAUGUGUGGGCAUUUUAGGAUGGGUGUUGUGGGGGUGCCAAGGCUGUUUUAGGGCUUUUUAGUAAUUACAUGAGGAACAUGUGUGUCCCUUAAGUAUAUCAGAUUCCCCAUCACUGUGUAACACACUGGAAGAAGAUGCCUCGGUACUAUGACACAUUUGCACCAAUGCAACAGUAGUAAAGUAACAUCAGUUUAUGGGGUCUAUUAAUGAAGCAGAGAAAAGUGUGGAGAAGUGAGCCUGUGGAGAAGUUGCCCAUGGCAACCAAUCAGCUGCUCCGUACAAUUGUAUUGUAUGCAAAUUAUAAAUGUUACUUUAAUGCUGAUUGGUUGCCAUGGGCAACUUCUCCACAGGCUCACUUCUCCACACUUUUCACUGCUUCAUGAAUAGACCCCUAAGUGUCUCUGAAAUGUCUGUCCCUGGUUGGUCACUAAGCUAGUACUAUUGAUUCACAUAUUCACCAGACCCUUAGACAUAUCCCUGUGGAAUUCAUAUAUAUUCCUGGUGGACUGGAUGCCGGCAGCGGGGGCGAAUGCUACGCGUCCCCUAGCAAGCACGCUGCACUCGCCACAGGAUCUAUUCCCACGCUAUUCCGGCGUCAGGAUCCCAACAACUGGCAAAUUGAUUGCCUCCCAUCCCUGCUAGGAUACUGUAAUCUUGUCAGCCUGAGUUCUAUAGCCUCCAUUUUCUCUAUCGUCCUAAGUGGAUGCUGGGGUUCCUGAAAGGACCAUGGGGAAUAGCGGCUCCGCAGGAGACAGGGCACAAAAAAGUAAAGCUUUUACCAGAUCAGGUGGUGUGCACUGGCUCCUCCCCCUAUGACCCUCCUCCAGACUCCAGUUAGAUUUUGUGCCCGAACGAGAAGGGUGCAAUCUAGGUGGCUCUCCUAAAGAGCUGCUUAGAGAAAGUUUAGCUUAGGUUUUUUACUUUACAGUGAGUCCUGCUGGCAACAGGAUCACUGCAACGAGGGACUUAGGGGAGAAGUAGUGAACUCACCUGCAUGCAGAGUGGAUUUGCUGCUUGGCUACUGGACACUAGCUCCAGAGGGACGAUCACAGGUACAGCCUGGAUGGUCACCGGAGCCGCGCCGCCGGCCCCCUUGCAGACGCUGAAGAGAGAAGAGGUCCAAAAUCGGCGGCUGAAGACUCCUGAGUCUUCAUAAAGGUAGCGCACAGCACUGCAGCUGUGCGCCAUUUUCCUCUCAGCACACUUCACACAACAGUCACUGAGGGUGCAGAGCGCUGGGGGGGGCGCUCUGAGAGGCAAAUAAAAACCUUAUUAGAGGCAAAAAAUACCUCACAUAUAGCCCACAGAGGCUAUAUGGAGAUAUUUAACCCCUGCCUAACUUCAAAAAUAGCGGGAGACGAGCCCGCCGAAAAAGGGGCGGGGCCUAUCUCCUCAGCACACAGCGCCAUUUUCUCUCACAGAAAAGCUGGAGAGAAGGCUCCCAGGCUCUCCCCUGCACUGCACUACAGAAACAGGGUUAAAACAGAGAGGGGGGGCACUGAUUUUGGCGAUAUUGUAUAUAUAUAAAAGAUGCUAUAAGGGAGAAACACUUAUAUAAGGUUGUCCCUAUAUAAUUAUAGCGUUUUUGGUGUGUGCUGGCAGACUCUCCCUCUGUCUCCCCAAAGGGCUAGUGGGUCCUGUCCUCUGUCAGAGCAUUCCCGGUGUGUGUGCUGUGUGUCGGUACGUGUGUGUCGACAUGUAUGAGGACGAUGUUGGUGAGGAGGCGGAGAAAUUGCCUGUAAUGGUGAUGUCACUCUCUAGGGAGUCGACACCGGAAUGGAUGGCUUAUUUAGAGAAUUACGUGAGAAUGUCAACACGCUGCAAGGUCGGUUGACGACAUGAGACGGCCGACAAUCUAUUAGGACCGGUCCAGGCGUCUCAGAAACACCGUCAAGGGUUUUUAAAAACGCCCAUUUACCUCAGUCGGUCGACACAGACACAGACACGGACACUGAAUACAGUGUCGACGGUGAAUAAACAAACGUAUUUCUCAUUAGGGCCACACGUUAAGGGCAAUGAAGGAGGUGUUACGUGUUUCUGAUACUACAAGUACCACAAGAAAGGGUAUUAUGUGGGAGUGAAAAAACUACCUGUAGUUUUUCCUGAAUCAGAUAAAAUAAAAUGAAGUGUGUGAUGAUGCGUAGGGUUACCCCGAUAGCAAAUAUUGGCGUUAUACCCUUUCCCGCCAGAAAUUAGGGUACGUUGGGAAACACCCCUUAGGGUGAUAAGGCGCUCACACGCUUAUCAAGUGGCGUUACCGUCUCCAGAUACGGCCGCCCUCAAGGAGCCAGCUGAUAGGAAGCUGGAAAAAUAUCCUAAAAAGUAUAUACACACAUACGGUGGUUAUACUGCGACCAGCGAUCGCCAUCAGCCUGGAGAUGCAGUGCUGGGUUGGCUUGGUCGGAUUCCCUGACUGAAAAUAUUUUAUUCAUGUAGAGCAUUUAAUAGGAUGCAUUCUAUAUAUAUGUAUGUGAGAUGCACAGAGGGAUAUUUGCUCUCUGGCAUCAAGAUAAGUGCGUUGUCCAUAUCUCCCAGAAGAUGUCAGGGACACGACAGUGGUCAGGUGAUACAGAUCCCAUACGGCAGAUGGAAGUAUUGCUGUAUAAAGGGAAGGAGUUAUUUGGGGGUCGGUCCAUCGGACCUGGGGACCACAGCAACAGCUGGGAAAUCCAACCUUUUUUACCCCAAGUUACAUCUCAGCUAAAAAAGACACCGUCUUUUCAGCCUCAAUCUUUCCUUUCCCAUGAGGGCAUGCAGGCAAAAGGCCAGUCAUAUCUGCCCAGACAUAGAGGUAAGGAAAGUAGACUGCAGCAGGCAGCCCUUUCCCAGGAAAAGAAGCCCUCCACCGCGUCUGCCAAGUCCUCAGCAUGACGCUGGGGCCGUGCAAGCGGACUCAAGGUGGGGGGGUAGUCUCAAGAGUCUCAGGGCGCAGUGGGAUCACUCGCAAGUUGACCCCUAGAUCGUACGAGUAUUAUCCCAGGGGUAAAGAUUGGAGAGUCGAGACAUCUUCUCCUCGCAGGUUCCUGAAGUCUGCUUUACCAACGGCUCCCUCCGACAGGGAGGCAGCAUUGGAAACAAUUCACAAGCUGUAUAUCCAGCAGGUGAUAAUCAAAGUACCCCUCCUACGAAAAAGGGUAUUAUUUUUCCACACUAUAUUGUGGUACUGAAGCCAGACGGCUUGGUGACACAUAGUCUAAAUCUAAAAUGUUUUGAACACUUACAUAAAAGGUUCAAAUCGAGAUAAAGUCACUCAGAGCAGUGAUAGCGAACCGGAAAAAAGGGGACUAUAUGGUGUCCCUGGACAUCAAGGAUUACCUCCAUGUCCAAAUUUUGUCCUUCUCAUCAAGGGUACCUCUGGUUCGUGGUACAGAACUGUCAAUAUCAGUUUCAGACGAUGCCGUUUGAAUUAUCCACGGCACCCCGGGCCUUUUUACCAAGGUAAUGGCCGAAAAGAUGUUUCUUCAAAGAAAAAAGGCAUCUAAAUUAUCCCUUACUUGCACGACCUAAAAAGGGCAAGUUCCAGAGAACAGUUGGAGGUCGGAAGAGCACUAUCUAAAGUAGUUCUUCGACGGCACGACUGGAUUCUAAAUAUUCCAAGAAUCGCAGCUGUUUUCCGACGAUACGUCUGCUGUUCCUAGGGAUGAUUCUGGACACGGUUCAGAAAAAGGUUUUUCUUCCCGAGGAAAAAGCCAAGGAGUUAUCCGACCUGUCAGGAACCUCCUAAAACCAGGAAAGGUGUCUGUACAUCAAUGCACAAGAGUCCUGGGAAAAAUGGUGGCUUUUUACGAAGCAAUUCCAUUCGGCAGAUUCCAUGCAAGAAUUUUCCAAAGGGAUCUGUUGGACAAAUGGUCAGGGUCGCAUCCUCAGAUGCACCUGCGAAUAACCCUGUCGCCAAGGACAAGGGUAUAUCUUCUGUGGUGGUUGCAAAAGGCUCAUCUAUUGGAGGGCCGCAGAUUCGGCAUACAGGAUUUGAUCCUGGUGACCACGGACGCCAGCCUGAGAGGUUGGGGAGCAGUCACACAAGGAAGAAACUUCCAGGGGGUAUGGACGAACCUGGAAAAGUCUCUUCACAUAAACAUUCUGGUACUAAGAGCAAUCUAAAAUGCUCUAAGCCAGGCGGAACCACUCCUGCAAGGAAAACCGGUGUUGAUUCAGUCGGACAACAUCACGGCGGUCGCCCAUGUAAACAGACAGGGCGGCACAAGAAGCAGGAGUGCAAUGGCAGAAGCUGCCAAGAUUCUUCGCUGGGCGGAGAAUCACGUAAUAGCACUGUCAGCAGUGUUCUUCCCGGGCGUGGACAACUGGGAAGCAGACUUCCUCAGCAGACACGAUAUUCACCCGAGAGAGGGGGGUCUUCAUCCAGAAGUCUUCCACAUGCUAAUAAACUGUUGGGAAAGACCAAUGGUAGACAUGAUGGCGUCUCGCCUCAACAAGAAACUGGACAAGUAUUGCGCCAGGUCAAGAGAUCCACAGGCAAUAGCUGUGGACGCACUGGUAACACCUUGGGUGUACAAAUCAGUAUAUGUGUUUCCUCCUCUGCCUCUCAUACCAAAGGUAUUGAAGAUUAUACGGUGAGGAGGAGUAAGAACAAUACUAGUGGCUCCGGAUUGGCCAAGAAGGACUUGGUACCCGGAACUUCAAGAGUUGGUCACGGACGACCCGUGCCCUCUACUUCUGAGAAGGGACCUGCUACAACAGGGUCCCUGUCUCUUUCAAGACUUACCGCGGCUGCGUUUGACGGCAUGGCGGUUGAACGCCAGAUCCUAAAAGGGAAAGGCAUUCCAGAAGAAGUCAUUCCUACCUUGAUUAAGGCAAGGAAGGAAGUCACCGCGAAACAUUAUCACCGCAUUUGGCGAAAAUAUGUCGCGUGGUGCGAGGAUCGGAGUGUUCCGACGGAGGAAUUUCAACUGGGUCGUUUCCUACAUUUCCUACAAUCAGGAUUGUCUAUGGGUCUCAAAUUGAGAUCUAUUAAGGUUCAAAUUUCGGCCCUGUCAAUAUUCUUCCAAAAAGAAUUGGCCUCAGUUCCUGAGGUACAGACUUUUGUUAAAGGAGUACUGCAUAUACAGCCUCCUGUGGUGCCUCCGGUGGCACCGUGGGAUCUAAAUGUAGUUUUAGAUUUCCUCAAAUCCCAUUGGUUUGAACCAUUGAAAAAGGUGGAUUUUAAAUAUCUCACAUGGAAAGUGACUAUGUUACUGGCCCUGGCUUCCGCCAGGAGAGUAUCUGAAUUGGCGGCUUUAUCUUAUAAAAGCCCUUAUCUAAUCUUCCAUUCGGAUAGGGCAGAACUGAGGACUCGUCCGCAUUUUCUCCCUAAGGUGGUAUCAGCGUUUCACCUGAACCAACCUAUUGUGGUGCCUGCGGCCACUGGCGACUUGGAGGACUCCAAGUUGUUGGACGUUGUCAGAGCCUUAAAAAUAUACAUUUCAAGGACGGCUGAAGUCAGAAAAUCUGACUCGCUGUGGUUACUAUAUGCACCCAACAAGUUGGGUGCCCCUGCUUCUAAGCAGACGAUUGCUCGUUGGAUUUGUAACACAAUUCAACUUGCUCAUUCUGUGGCAGGCCUGCCACAGCCUAAAUCUGUUAAGGCCCAUUUCACAAGGAAGGUGGGCUCAUCUUGGGCGGCUGCCCGAGGGGUCUCGGCAUUACAAUUCUGCCGAGCAGCUACGUGGUCGGGGGAAAACACGUUUGUAAAAUUCUACAAAUUUGAUACCCUGGCAAAAGAGGACUUGGAAUUCUCUCAUUCGGUGCUGCAGAGUCAUCCGCACUCUCCCGCCCGUUUGGGAGCUUUGGUAUAAUCCCCAUGGUCCUUUCAGGAACCCCAGCAUCCACUUAGGACGAUAGAGAAAAUAAGAAUUUACUUACCGAUAAUUCUAUUUCUCGGAGUCCGUAGUGGAUGCUGGGCGCCCAUCCCAAGUGCGGAUUAUCUGCAAUACUGUACAUAGUUAUUGUUAACAAAUUCGGGUUAUAUUGUUAAGGAGCCAUCUUUAAGAGGCUCUUUCUGUUAUCAUACUGUUAACUGGGUUUAGAUCACAAGUUGUACGGUGUGAUUGGUGUGGCUGGUAUGAGUCUUACCCGGGAUUCAAAUUGCCUCCCUUAUUGUGUACGCUCGUCCGGGCACAGUACCUAACUGGAGUCUGGAGGAGGGUCAUAGGGGGAGGAGCCAGUGCACACCACCUGAUCUGGUAAAAGCUUUACUUUUUUGUGCCCUGUCUCCUGCGGAGCCGCUAUUCCCCAUGGUCCUUUCAGGAACCCCAGCAUCCACUACGGACUCCGAGAAAUAGAAUUAUCGGUAAGUAAAUUCUUAUUUUCUCAGGGAUGUACUAUUAUCACAUAUGCUGGGAGGAAACAAGUAUAAUAAAGUAUCUUUGUUGUCUAAAGCAAA
Messenger RNA from Pseudophryne corroboree (corroboree frog), 8946 nucleotides. It is a transcript of the gene MSRA, whose product is annotated as methionine sulfoxide reductase A. The coding region runs from base 595 to 1131 and encodes 178 amino acids. Gene Ontology annotation, biological process: cellular response to oxidative stress. The transcript has 6 exons. The record is from RefSeq and is a predicted model, not a curated record. Gene Ontology annotation, molecular function: peptide-methionine (S)-S-oxide reductase activity. Gene Ontology annotation, cellular component: cytoplasm. Lineage: Eukaryota; Metazoa; Chordata; Amphibia; Anura; Myobatrachidae.